GUGUCGGUUGGGUCCAAUCCUUGCCUGUGAUUGGUUCUUAUUUGAGGAAGCUGACGGCUCGGCUCCACUAAUAAGCGCCUCCCAGCCCUUCUAAGGGCCAUUAUAAUGCAAGAGACCUCCUUUUUUUAAAGCACAAAGCGAAAUUUCCUUCUUUUACAACAUCUAUGCCCCUUAAAUUGCCCCCGAAGUUCGUAGGAGCGUUUUGCCCGGACCUCUUUUCGCCCUGGAGCGCUACGCGAUGCUCUCCCACGCCGACCUCCUGGAUGCUCGGCUCGGUGAGUUCUCGGCUCUCAACCCGGGAGCUAAACUCCACUGGAUGAAAGAUGCUGCAGAGUUACUCGGACAUCGAGAGGCUCUCAAGUGUCGGCUCGGCGGCGGGGUGCCGGACCAGGGCCAUCCGGGAGACAUGGCCCCCGGUUCGGACUCCGUGGAGGGAGCAACUCUCUUGCCCGGCGAAGACAUCACCACCGUGGGAUCCAACUCGGCCGGUAUGCCGGUGAACGGGAAAGAGCCGGAGAAGCAACAACAGCAGCAACAGCAGCAGCAACAGCAGCAGCCCCAGCAGAGCUCGGGCGGGCAGGCCAGUCAGCAGAAACAGAAACGGCACCGAACCCGCUUCACGCCGGCGCAGCUCAACGAACUGGAGCGCAGCUUCGCCAAGACCCACUACCCGGACAUCUUCAUGAGAGAGGAACUGGCCCUGAGGAUCGGCCUGACCGAGUCCAGAGUCCAGGUUUGGUUCCAGAACCGGCGCGCCAAGUGGAAGAAGAGGAAGAAGACCACCAACGUGUUCCGCGCCCCGGGCACGCUGCUGCCCACGCCGGGCCUGCCGCAGUUUUCAGCGGCCGCCAUGGAGAACAGCCUGUGCUCCUUCCACGCCAACGACUCGCGCUGGGCCACGGGCAUGCCGGGCGUGUCGCAGCUUCAGCUGCCGCCGGCGCUCGGCCGCCAGCCGCCGGGCAUGGCGCAGUCGCUGUCGCAGUGCAGCCUCGGCCACGGGCCGCCGCCCAACUCCAUGGGGCUGUCCAACGGCCUCUCGUCCAACGGCUCCGGCCUGCAGUCGCACCUCUACCAGUCGCCUUUCCCCAGCAUGUCGGCGUCGCUCUCCGGCCCCACGAACGUAUCGGGCUCCCCGCAGCUGUGUAGCUCCCCGGACAGUGACAUGUGGAGAGGGACCAGUAUCGCGUCCCUCCGGCGCAAGGCACUCGAGCACACAGUGUCCAUGAGCUUCACUUAGUGACUUGUACAAAGGCCAAAACACGCACCCCCCCCCUCGAUCCCCCCACCCCCUGCCACUUUUACCAUCAUAACCCCCACGCUGAGUCUCGUGUCCCUCGCCCCCAAUUUAGACACUGGGACGCAAGGAAAGUCACCCGCGCAGCCCCGCUCGUGGGUUCAUGAUGUUCACUUCAAAAAAAAGAAAAAAAAAAAAGAUUUGACUCUGAAUCCUUCCGUAAUGAUCCUCCGGAGGGCCCCUCCCCAAAAAAUUGUCGUUCCCCCCGAGUACCUCUUGGAGCACUUGUAAUGUUGUGUUCAAGUGAACUUGUGUUAUGUCAAACGGUAAUUUAUGAAAUAUGACAUUUUUUUAAAGUUUUUUUUUCAUGGGGGCGUGCGGGGUGGGGGGGGGGGGUUCACAGCCUGAGUGGGUCGGUUGGAGCUGCAGGCAUGCACUGUGCAUGCGUGGGGAUUUUACGCGAGGGGGACACUGCACACUCACACACUUAUACUAUCCAGUGAUCUUUCAGUCUAGACCUAAACUCUGUUAAGGGUGUUUUUGUGUAGAUUAAAAAACAAAAAACAAAAAACAACAACAACAUUCUUGUGUGACAUGUUUUAACUUAUUGUAUGUGCUAUAUUACUUGACACAUUUCUUAUUAAAUGUUUGAUCUUACAUUGAAAUGCAUCACAUUGACAGGUUUGUACCAAUUAAAAAAAAAAGUAACAAAUAAAAGUACUUUUAAAGAAUGUCCAAA
Messenger RNA from Hippocampus zosterae (dwarf seahorse), 1973 nucleotides. Its product is annotated as homeobox protein orthopedia B-like. The record is from RefSeq and is a predicted model, not a curated record. Gene Ontology annotation, biological process: regulation of DNA-templated transcription; neuron differentiation. NCBI's taxonomy places the organism in Eukaryota, Metazoa, Chordata, Actinopteri, Syngnathiformes, Syngnathidae. The coding region runs from base 239 to 1237 and encodes 332 amino acids. Gene Ontology annotation, molecular function: DNA-binding transcription factor activity, RNA polymerase II-specific; DNA binding. The transcript has 3 exons.